AACUCCAAACGUGAAACUAGUACACACAUCAAGCGUUCUAGAAGCACACACACUUAAGCUAAAUUAUCGUAUUGGUCUUAAAAUGGACGACUUUAGAGUGCCAAAAAAGGUGAACCGUAACGUUUUCAAGGCCAUUAGCAUCCUCCAAUCUUCCCGAACUCAUUUUGUGCGCGUUAAUGCAAUCACUGACCAGGUAAAGUACCAAAUGCGGAACCUUGUUCCGGUCGCCCAUGUAGAUGAGGUCAUAAAGGAGUCCCUAAACAACUUGACCAACCUGGGCAUAGUGAGGCGUCUUGGAUCGUCUAGAUAUGCGCUUAGCAACGUAGUUUAUGCCCGGAUGGGCGUUGUUCUGCCCAAUUCCAUUGCAAGUACACCUGGCAAUCCUGGUACACCACUGCGAAGAGCUGUGCAGAAUGCGCGUCGAAAGCGCAAUCUUGGACGCUUGGAUCCUUGGAAAUCGGUCACCAAGAUAUUAAGUGCGGACUCUCUAUCUGGAACUGAGAUCGACAAGACGCGUAAGCGGAUGCGAGGCAAUACAAAGCGCGUUGUCAAACAGAAACGAGAAAUCUUUUUACCACAAACACUACCCAAGCAGUCUAAAGAAACAGAUAGUGCCACCACCACUAACAAACAGUCACUUUUCGACGAAAAAUAUACCGUACCUCGGGGUUCAGGAAGUCUUUUAGGCAUAGACUAUAACAAGCAACCAACUUCAGUCGGACCGACCACAAGUGGUAAGCAAAUAGAAUUCGGAUCACCGGGAUGGAAGUAUACCAUUCCAAAUACUCCGGCUACGCCCCAAGCCCCAAUGAGCUUGAAUCAAAAGACGAAUGAUCCCAGUAGCACGACUUCAGUGAUUUCCGAGAAUAUCGUUACCACCUCGGCGAUGGAUGUAAAAGGGAAUGUGGAGGAGAAUAAAGGAUCUGAAGCUUCCAUUAGUUGUCGCGCUGUGCCCGUCGGCCUGGACGUUAGGCCAGCCGACCAUACUUCUGGCGGGGAAUCCGAUGUGGAGAAUGCCUCCGUGGUUGGACUAUGUGGCAGUCCCAUAUGCCUGCGAACCCCGACGGCUCAGCCAUCGUCGCACGAGUCAGCCUUGGAAGAGAAAAACUGUCCCUGGUAUUCCCAAUCUUCAAUCCUCCACAACGAAUCAAAAACCUUAGGAAUACAGCCAAUUAUUGAGGAUCAAGGAAACACUCUAGUAGAGGAGAGUUCGAAAGAUCAUAUAUCUACUUUACAAGAAAACGAUGGAGCAUUAGAAAUUUCAUUGGAUAUUCAAACAAACCAGACUUCCGAUGUUUUAGGCGAGCGCGGAAGUUCAUCUGAUUAUGACUUUUAUAAAUGA
This is a messenger RNA of Drosophila erecta, 1342 nucleotides long. RefSeq lists its product as uncharacterized. Bases 83 to 1342 code for a protein of 419 amino acids. The record is from RefSeq and is a predicted model, not a curated record. The transcript has 2 exons. NCBI's taxonomy places the organism in Eukaryota, Metazoa, Arthropoda, Insecta, Diptera, Drosophilidae.